This is a messenger RNA of Phlebotomus papatasi, 2347 nucleotides long. It is a transcript of the gene pippin, whose product is annotated as facilitated trehalose transporter Tret1-2 homolog. NCBI's taxonomy places the organism in Eukaryota, Metazoa, Arthropoda, Insecta, Diptera, Psychodidae. The transcript has 4 exons. Gene Ontology annotation, biological process: transmembrane transport. Gene Ontology annotation, cellular component: membrane. Gene Ontology annotation, molecular function: transmembrane transporter activity. The coding region runs from base 523 to 2112 and encodes 529 amino acids. The record is from RefSeq and is a predicted model, not a curated record.
CCAUUUGGAGUCAGUUGCAAAAAGAAUUGGAACCCGAGAGGAGGCUUUUAUAGUUAAAGAAAUCUUCCUCCUAUUCUUGCCAGUUACUUCAGAGAGAUUAAUAAUUUUUGCUAAUAGUUUUGCAAUUUUAUGAAAAUUUCUCGUGUUUCCUGUUCUUUUCGACCUUUCUCGGUCAUUAGCACGAAGAAAUCCAAUUAAUUGACUGUGAAUUGUUUUAGGGAAAAAACGCUUAAAGUGGUGUGUAUUGAGUAUUUUCAGCUGAUUUCGCGUAAUAAAUCAAACGGAUUCCCUUUGUGUUCUUGAGUGCAAAAAAAUCGUGAUUUGUAAAAUUUUAUAAAAUCGACUAACUGACGAUAAAAACGUGUGAUUGAUAAGAAAGUGAUUCUGUGAUCGAAGUACAAUUUUAAUUUUUCCCAAAAUGCUUAAUGUGAAUAAUAUGUGCUAAUUAAAAUUUCUUCAAAUACUUGCUGAGCUUUAAAGGCUUUAAACGAAAAUCUCAUUUUCCAACACCAAAGAACAAACAUGAACCAUGAAAAUGAGUUCAUGCUAACACAUGACAAAAAACUCGAAAUAUCUAUUUUAAAGUCCAACCAAUCGAUACUGGCACCAGAAAAACUUUUAAAAGAUGUUAAAGUAGAAAAAGAAUUAAUCAAUUUACCAUCUGAUGGAGCCCAACUCUACAAAAAUCCUAAAGAAAAUCUUGGAGUUAUUCACCAGCUCGUGGUCACUGGAGCUGUUCUCAUCUUGACGGCCGCAUGUGGAAUGCCCAUCGGCUAUUCAGCUGUGCUACUGCCACAGCUGAGCAAUACAACAGAUCCGUUGAUGAUGGGUGUGGAGAUGGCAUCUUGGGUGGCUAGUAUUCACAGUGCAGCUACGCCAAUUGGAUCCUUCACUUCAGGACCCACAAUGGAUAGAUGUGGCAGAAGAACAGCACUGCUCAUUUCCAUCAUACCUUUGGUCGGUGGAUGGACAUGUAUUGCUCUUGCUUCAUCUCAUGUGUGGCUCCUUAUUGGACGUAUUUUAGCAGGGAUUGCCGUAGGACUCAUUAGUGCUCCAGUACAGGUGUACAUUGCUGAGAUAUCUGAACCCAGACUCCGAGGAGUCCUCAUUGGAGCACCAUUCGUGGCCUAUUCGAUAGGCAUCUUACUGAUCUACGGACUUGGCUAUGCCCUCCAUUGGCGGACAGUAGCUUGGUGUGCUAUAAUUUUACCUUCAAUCUCCUUUGUGGCAGUCAUCUUCGCCCCUGAAACACCCACCUGGCUCAUUCGGCACAAUCGUACUCUCAAGGCUGCCAGUGCUCUGUCUUUCCUUCGAGGAGACGAGGAGAAGGCCAAACGGGAGCUACAGCAGCUAACACAGCGCUAUGAGCGCGAAAGGGCUUUUAUGACGGUGUCCAGCGAGAGAUUCGUCAACAUUCUCAAGCGCAAGUCUGUUCUGAAGCCCCUAGUCAUCAUCAAUGCCUUCAAUAUGCUACAGGUGUUUUCUGGUGUAUACCUGGUGAUUUUCUAUGCAGUAGAUAUCAUUCGGGAAUUUGGAGGGAAUGUUGUGAGUGCAGGAAUGGCUGCAGUCCUUACAGCAGCUGUCCGUCUUGUAUUUACAUUUAUCUACUGCUUUCUACUCAUGUACACUCGUCGUAGGAUGAUGGGCAUUGUAUCAGGAUUGGGCUCAGGAAUCUCAGCUACGGCUCUGGCCAUUAUCUUUUUUGCCAUUCCCAAUUCUGAGGAUAUGAGUACAGCAAUGAGAUGCUUUUGUGCUGUGCUGCUGAUUACCUACAUUGGUUGCAGCACGGGAUAUAUGGUGAUGCCAGGCAUAAUGGUGGGAGAACUGCUACCGGCCAAAGUCAGAGGACAAGUUGCAGGAUAUAUUUUUUGUCUUUUCAACAUUGGAAUAUUUGUGCUGGCCAAGGCAUAUCCGCUGAUCAGUGACAGUCUCAAGACAAGUGGACUGUUUCUCAUAUUUGGCAUUGCGUCGCUUCUUGGUGUGAUUCUCCUUCAUUUUAUGCUGCCAGAGAGCAAAGGGCAGACUCUAGGUGCCAUUGAGGAUUACUUUAUGCAGAACCCAUGGCUCUGGUCCAAGAGACAAUUCUGGUCAAGUCGUGGAGAUAUCAAUUAGAUCUGAAACAGCCACGGUUGCUAACUUGGGUGCUGAACAAGUGUACUUACAUUCCCAAAAUUUUCAUACAGUGACCGCCAAACAAAUUGUAACACUUUUAUUUCAGUAUUUUUUUUUAGAAUUUAAGUAUUGUCUAGAAAUCUUUUCAAGCCUAAAAGAUUAACUACUAAUCGUCUGUGCUAUAUUUUUGAUUAGUUUGACUAAAAUGGUUGAUUUGCCAUUUUCUAUCAAUAUU